GCCCCCCUCUAGAACCGCCCUGGCCUGUUGAAAAAACGCAUGGCCUCUUUGUUUAUGUUUUUGGUCUAUUAGGGCUGACGAACGCCGUGACGUCAGGCGUUGCAAUAGAUUAGGCGGAAGUUGGUCAGCCAGCAGGCAGCUGUCAUCGUAGCCGAUAGCCGCCUGCUGCUGGAGAGAAUAAACAAUAAUAAAACUAGUUCAACAUCUGUCGCUUAAAGGUGGAGGUCAGGUCAGCAGCAGAGAAACAUGGAUGAAGACGUGUUGACCACAUUAAAGCUGCUGAUAAUCGGAGAAAGCGGGGUGGGAAAGUCCAGCCUCCUCCUGAGGUUCACAGACGAUACAUUUGACCCAGAUCAGUCCGCCACGAUAGGUGUGGACUUCAAAGUCAAGACACUCGCAAUUGAAGGAAACAAAGCAAAACUAGCUAUUUGGGACACAGCUGGACAGGAAAGGUUUCGUACGCUGACACCCAGCUACUACCGCGGUGCGCAGGGAGUCAUACUCGAAUCCUUUCCGUAUUCAGAGGCCAGUGCAAAGACCAAAGAUGGCGUCCAAUGUGCCUUUGAAGAGCUAGUGGAGAAGAUCCUCCAGACUCCAGGGCUCUGGGAGAGCGACAACCAGGGUCAGAAGGUCCAGCUGGGGCAUCAAGAGCAGGGCGGAGGAAGGGCAUGUGGAGGAUACUGCUCCAUACCCUGAAACUAGAAGAAACGGCAAAAACGGCGACCUGACAGAAACUACAACGGACCAGAGAUAUGGAGCUUAAGAGGGGCGGAAAAAAAAAAAAAAAAAAGAGAGACGAAUUGUUGGAGUUCUGUCAUCAGAACGAACACUGCAGUUUUGCACAAUUACUGUUCAACUUCUAUUACUUUAUCAUGUUCAGUUAGUGUGUGGAGAUUCCUGCGGUAACCAUCUGUAGGUCGGUGGUGGUGAAAUUAAUUAAACAUACGAAGGAUACCACGACCGUACACGUCUAGGUUAAAGUGAUGUCAUUAGCUACAGUUACUCAGUUGCACAUUACGGCAUUACAUUACCAGCAUUGUGCCUGUAACAUAAUCUGAUUUGUGGGGCUGUGAUAGGUGGCCUUGCAGGUUUUACUCUAAA
This is a messenger RNA of Cyprinodon variegatus (sheepshead minnow), 1101 nucleotides long. Its product is annotated as ras-related protein Rab-18A-like. Gene Ontology annotation, molecular function: GTP binding; GTPase activity. Bases 247 to 696 code for a protein of 149 amino acids. The record is from RefSeq and is a predicted model, not a curated record. The transcript is spliced from 5 exons. Lineage: Eukaryota; Metazoa; Chordata; Actinopteri; Cyprinodontiformes; Cyprinodontidae.